Messenger RNA from Onychostruthus taczanowskii (white-rumped snowfinch), 1722 nucleotides. Its product is annotated as translation initiation factor IF-2-like. Bases 1 to 1203 code for a protein of 400 amino acids. The record is from RefSeq and is a predicted model, not a curated record. The transcript is spliced from 2 exons. NCBI's taxonomy places the organism in Eukaryota, Metazoa, Chordata, Aves, Passeriformes, Passeridae.
AUGGAAGAGCAUGGAGUCGGCGGCAGCCACGGAGGGCUCAGCUCCCCUCCCGGGCAGCGCUCUGACCGGGGCACCCCGGCCGGGCCCCCGGCCCCGCCCCCGAGCCCUGCCCGCCGCCGGCCGGCAGCCGCCCCCCGCCCGGGCCCCGGCGCCCCUGUCACCCCCUCCCCGGCCCCUUCCUCCCGCGCCCCCCGGCACGCUCCCGCCGCGUUGCGCCAGGCGCAACCCGAGAGCGGGACGCGCCGUCCCGGGAAACCGUCCUCCCGGCGGGAGCAGGCCCGGCCCCGCAACUCCUCCUCUUCCCGGGCUGUUAGCGGAGCGGGCAGGGAUGCGCGGGCCUUCCCGGCCGGGCCCCGAGCCGCCGGCCCGGCGCUCCCGGGGGUCCAGCCCGCCUGUCCCAACGCAGCGGUGGGAAGGAAGCGGGGGAGGGGAAGGGCGCCCGCCGCCGCCUCCCGGCUCCGUCCUCCCGUUCCACGGGCAGGGCGGCUGCCACUCUCCCUCCCUCCCUCCCUUCAGCCCUGCCCCUCCCUCUGCUCCCCGGGCCCGCGGCGGGCAUUUACCUGCCGUGGUGGCGCAGAGCGGGGCCCUGGGGCCUCUGGCAGCCGGAGGAGGCAGCGGACUCCGUCCCGCUGCUGCCGUCCCCGAGUGAGGCGGGCGGGACGGAGCCGGGACCUGCCCCGGGAGGCGUUACGUAAACCGGCGGCGGCGGCGGUUCCAGCGCCACGGGGAGGGAAGGAGGGAGGGAGGGGGCCGGGCCGGCCGCUCCGUCACCCGGCAACGGGACUCAGCGCCCCGGCGGACCGCGCCGCCGGCUCCGCCCCGUAUCCCUCCGCCCAGAGGGCGGCCCGGAUCCCUGAUCGCAGAUCCGUGGGGCUGCGCAGCGCGGGUGGAAAGGGGCUAGCGACCAUCGCGCCGGUGGGCGGGAGGCCCGGGAUGACGGGACCGGUCCGCUCUGCUCUGCUCUGCUGUGCUCCGCACUCAUCCCUGUCCCUAUCUCUGUCGUCUGUAGGGCCCGGGCGCCGGCGAGCCGCCUUCAUGUCGGGGCCGCGGCGCAGGAAGGGCGGGGGGAGGAGGGGAAGUGUCCUUUGCCCUGGUUGUACAGCCUCCCGCCCGCCGGGAGAGCGCCGCGCUGUCCGCCUGAGGAGGGGAGCGGCGGGCGAGGCGCUCGCAAGUCACCGGGCGGGCCCGCGGGGCCGCCGCUGAGGCGGGAGAGCCGGCGGCCGGAAGCACCCGCGCCCUCCGGAGCGCCGUGCCGCCGGGGAGGGGAACACCCAGGCAGGGCCGGCGCAGGAAUGCGAGGGAGGGAGCGGGGGAUAAUGAUGGAGCGUAGCGGUGUUUGUCAUGUGAGGUCCUUUUGAAUUACUCCGAGAGCAAGAGUUCCAAAAUGCAGUAUGUCAUCCAUGUUGGCUCACACUGCUUCUUUUGUGCACAACAUCUUCAGUCAAUGGAACUAAGAUCGCCUUUGAAAACAUGAUCCCCCAGUACCGGAUGUGGUCCCAUUUAGGCCUUUCAACAAGUUAAGUCUGUAUUUAAAAAAUACAUCUCAUAAGAAGCAUGAAUGCAAACAUUGCCUCCCAGCCUAUAUAUUCAUUUCCUGAUACAGAGCAACAUUAUUCUUAUUUUUGUUUUAGCUAGGGUUUGCCAAUUUUGAACAUCCUUAGCGCCUAAUUUAGUCAUAAAUCUGAUUUAGGCUAGCCAAAAGUUAAGUGUGCAAGAUUGUGU